Molecule: messenger RNA, 1866 nt
Organism: Enhydra lutris kenyoni (northern sea otter)
Lineage: Eukaryota; Metazoa; Chordata; Mammalia; Carnivora; Mustelidae
Product: netrin 1
Exons: 6
Coding region: 1-1815 (604 amino acids)
Molecular function (GO): protein binding
Source: RefSeq, a predicted model, not a curated record
AUGAUGCGCGCAGUGUGGGAGGCGCUGGCGGCGCUGGCGGCGGUGGCGUGCCUGGUGGGCGCGGUGCGCGGCGGGCCCGGGCUCAGCAUGUUCUCCGGCCAGGCGGCGCAGCCCGACCCCUGCUCGGACGAGAACGGCCACCCGCGCCGCUGCAUCCCCGACUUUGUCAACGCGGCCUUCGGCAAGGACGUGCGCGUGUCCAGCACCUGCGGCCGGCCCCCGGCGCGCUACUGCGUGGUGAGCGAGCGCGGCGAGGAGCGGCUGCGCUCCUGCCACCUCUGCAACGCGUCCGACCCCAAGAAGGCGCACCCGCCCGCCUUCCUCACAGAUCUCAACAACCCGCACAACCUGACGUGCUGGCAGUCCGAGAACUACCUGCAGUUCCCGCACAACGUCACGCUCACGCUGUCGCUCGGCAAGAAGUUCGAGGUGACCUACGUGAGCCUGCAGUUCUGCUCGCCGCGACCCGAGUCCAUGGCCAUCUACAAGUCCAUGGACUACGGGCGGACGUGGGUGCCCUUCCAGUUCUACUCCACCCAGUGCCGCAAGAUGUACAACCGGCCGCACCGCGCGCCCAUCACCAAGCAGAACGAGCAGGAGGCCGUCUGCACCGACUCGCACACCGACAUGCGCCCGCUCUCGGGAGGCCUCAUCGCCUUCAGCACGCUGGACGGGCGGCCCUCGGCGCACGACUUCGACAACUCGCCGGUGCUGCAGGACUGGGUCACGGCCACGGACAUCCGCGUGGCCUUCAGCCGCCUGCACACGUUCGGUGACGAGAACGAGGACGACUCGGAGCUGGCGCGCGACUCCUACUUCUACGCCGUGUCCGACCUGCAGGUGGGCGGCCGCUGCAAGUGCAACGGCCACGCUGCCCGCUGCGUGCGCGACCGCGACGACAGCCUGGUGUGCGACUGCAGGCACAACACGGCCGGCCCGGAGUGCGACCGCUGCAAGCCGUUCCACUAUGACCGGCCCUGGCAGCGCGCCACGGCCCGCGAGGCCAACGAGUGCGUGGCCUGUAACUGUAACCUACACGCCCGGCGCUGCCGCUUCAACAUGGAGCUCUACAAGCUGUCGGGACGCAAGAGCGGGGGCGUCUGCCUGAACUGCCGUCACAACACGGCCGGCCGCCACUGCCACUACUGCAAGGAGGGCUACUACCGCGACAUGGGCAAGCCCAUCACCCACCGCAAGGCCUGCAAAGCCUGCGAUUGCCACCCCGUGGGCGCGGCUGGCAAGACCUGCAAUCAGACGACGGGCCAGUGUCCCUGCAAGGACGGCGUGACCGGCAUCACAUGCAACCGCUGUGCCAAGGGCUACCAGCAGAGCCGCUCUCCCAUCGCCCCCUGCAUAAAGAUCCCUGUGGCACCACCGACCACGGCCGCCAGCAGCGUGGAGGAGCCGGAAGACUGUGAUUCCUACUGCAAGGCCUCCAAAGGGAAGCUGAAGAUUAACAUGAAAAAGUACUGCAGGAAGGACUAUGCGGUCCAGAUCCACAUCCUGAAGGCGGACAAGGCAGGGGACUGGUGGAAGUUCACGGUGAACAUCAUCUCCGUGUACAAGCAGGGCACGAGCCGCAUUCGCCGUGGUGACCAGAGCCUGUGGAUCCGCUCACGGGACAUCGCCUGCAAGUGUCCCAAAAUCAAGCCCCUCAAGAAGUACCUGCUGCUGGGCAAUGCAGAGGACUCGCCCGACCAGAGCGGCAUCGUGGCGGACAAGAGCAGCCUGGUGAUCCAGUGGCGGGACACGUGGGCAAGGCGGCUGCGCAAGUUCCAGCAGCGCGAGAAGAAGGGCAAGUGCAAGAAGGCCUAGCGCGGUGGCCGCGGCGCCAGGCGGGCAGGCAGGGCGGGGCGUGGGGCCAAG